AUGGGACUAACCACGGAACAGGAUGCCAUACACAAGAUCUUUGGCAUCCCACAUACCAUCGACUACUAUGCGUUCCCAUUCCCUCAAAAUAUUCAAGAUUUGGGCUCCGUGGCAGUCCGGCAGGGUCGCUUUUUGGCUUGGCCGAAUUCGUUACGGUAUAAAACGCAGCCAUUUUCGCUCAGCGACAAAUCAUCUCCCGGUCACCAACGCUGUAUUAUUAUCUACCUGGUUGAUCUUGUGAAGAGCUAUACGGACGACUGGCCCAUGGGAAUGGAUGAGGCAGCAAAGUACAAAAAGGAAUCUGAAGAAGAACGAGACCUUGCAAUAGAGGCUCAGACCGAAGGGAUUGGUCGACAUAAUUUCGAGAGCCCUCUUGUUUAUGGUGAAUAA
Messenger RNA from Penicillium subrubescens, 390 nucleotides. RefSeq lists its product as uncharacterized. The transcript has a single exon. Lineage: Eukaryota; Fungi; Ascomycota; Eurotiomycetes; Eurotiales; Aspergillaceae. Bases 1 to 390 code for a protein of 129 amino acids. The record is from RefSeq and is a predicted model, not a curated record.